UGAACGCAAGGUAAUGUCAGGAUUAAACACAGCCAUGUUAGCGGCUCUUGUCUUCGGGACGCUGCUGAUGGGAAUGGUGUGUGGAGGACCCAGAUUCUCACAUCAGCAGCCCGAACGGACUCAGAGGAUUCUUUAUCCCGGAAUAAAUCCAUCAAGCCAUCAUGAGUCUCAGCAGAUCCAGUAUCCAUCAGUCCAUCAGAGACGGGAGUGUGAGUAUAACACGGCAGGAGAUCAGUGUGAGCGCUGUGCAGACGGAUACUACGGUGAUGCCGCUCACAGAACAUGCAGAGUUUGUCCAUGUCCUCUCAGUACUCAAGACAACAAUUUUGCAGUGGGAUGCAGUGAAAGUGACGGCAGGUUGAAGUGUUUGUGUAAAGCAGGUUACGCGGGGGAGAAAUGUGAGCGGUGUGCUUCGGGGUUUUACGGCCAUCCGUGGGUCCCUGCUGGUCGCUGUCAUCCGUGCAACUGUCCUGGAAACUCUUGUGAUUCUCUGACUGGAGUGUGCAGGGAUUAUCUAGAGCUCCGAGACACUAACACAGAGGAACAAUGUGAAGAGUGUGACAGCUGUGCACAGACGCUGCUGAAUGAUCUGGAAAAGCUCGACAUUGAUCUGAGAAGAAUGAAAGAACAGCUGGAUCUGGGUUCUCUCGGACCUUUAGCUCAGGAAUAUCUGCAGAAGCUUAAGGACGCUCUUGCUGUCACGACGAAUGGUGUGAACACAUUCAGCUCCACAGUCAAUAAGCAGAAGCUGGAGAUAAAUCAGCUGGAGCGAGACAUGGUUCUUCUGACUGAUGAUCUGGACCAUGUAAAGGAACAGGCAAGGAAACGGUCAGAAGAAUCUCAGAAAGCUCUUGCCAAUAUUGAAAACAGCCAUCAGAGAGCCAAAGAUCUGGACACAGAGACACAAAACCUCCAGAGGAAAAUACAAGAUCUACUGAAACAGCUGACAGAUGGGAACAGCGCUGGAUCAACUCUGCCCUCAGCGGAUCUCCUGAAACUUCUGCAGGAGUCUGAGCGCAUGGUCAAAGAAAUGGAGAAGAGAAACCUAACGCCUCUGACAGAUGCCAUCAGGAAAGAGCAAGUGCAAGCAAAUCAAUUUUUGGAGCAAGUGAAUAACAUCACGAAGCAGUGUGAGGACAAUAAAGACACGUCUGAGCGUGUUGAGCGUUUCUUGAACAGCUAUGAGACCAAACUGAAAGAGUUAGAAGAUUCACUGAAACGGGCUGUUGACAUUGUGGAGAACGCCAGCGGUCAGACUGAUGUCAAUGCUGAACACUUUAAAGCCGUCCUGGAUCGACUGAAGGAGUUGGAAAACGAGCGGAAUGUUGUUCGGGAUCAGAUGACUUUGGCAGUGAAUCAGCUGAAAAACACAGAAGAUCUUCUGAAAACCUUCAAUGACAGUAAAACGGAGCAUAAAGAGCUCGCGACACGGCUUCACAGCGCUACGACUGACCUGAAGAACAGAGUCCAGGAGAUGUCUCAAGCUGAAGCUCAAGAGAAGAUUGUGAAGCAAGCAGAAGAACAUGCAGAGAACCUGCAGAAACUGGCCAAACGUCUCCAAGAAGCUGUACAGAACGUGAGCGGACUUUCAGCUCUCUCAGGGAUUGAAGCGUAUAAAAACAUCUCAGAUGUUGUGAACGCUGCCCAGGAGGCGGCAGUGAAGGCCAGAGAGGCUGCUGACAGAGCUCUCAAUGAUGUGAGUCAAGAAGACCUUCUCCAGAGAUCAAAGGAUCUGAAAGACAAUGGCAAUAACCUGCUGAAAACUGCCAAAAGUGCAGCCAGAGAUCUUAAAGGAGCAAGCAAAGACUUGGGUAACCAAACCAAACGUCUGCAUGACACAGAGAAGAAAAAGAAAGUGCUGGAGGAGGAUCUGAAGUCUGUUCAGGACGAUCUAAAUGAAAUCAAGACAGAUGACAUUGAUUCAAUCAUCGACGCAGCGAAGAAAACCGCAACGGCCGCCAAUCGCAGCACAAGCGACACGGUGGAGCAGCUGAAUAACAUCAAAGCUGAAGUUAAGAAGAUCUCCAUUAGUCCCACUGUUUCUAAUGUUGACAAUGUUCUCCAAGACGUUGACAAGAACGUCAAGAAACUCAGCGGCUCCAUCCCGUCCCUGCUGGAGAAAAUCCAGGAGCUGAAUUCACAGCUCAGUUCAGCAAACAAUGUGUCUGAGAACAUUAACAAGAUAAAGGAGCUGAUUGAAGAAGCGCGUGAAGCCGCUAACAGAAUCGUUGUGCCCAUGAGGUUCAGUGGGAAUGGACAUGUGGAGCUGCGCCCUCCCACAGACAUAGAUGACCUGCGAGCGUACACCGCUCUUACUCUGUCUCUCCAGAGACCCAACAGACCCACCAACCGCAGACGCCGUCGCCAAAGCCCCACUGGCAAUCUGUUCGUCUUCUACAUGGGCAGUAAAAACGCCUCAGGAGACUACAUUGGCAUGGCCCUUCGGAAUAAUUUCCUUCAUUUGAUUUAUAAGCUGAACGGAGAGGAAUAUGACCUGAAGACAUCCUCCAACAUCACAGAGUCUCCUUACGAACCGGCUUUCUUUGACAAAAUCGCCAUUCACAGAAUUUAUCAAGACGCUGAGAUCAUUCACACGCAACAGUUCACAUCCAGCAAUCCAAAGCCUCCGCAGACACAAGAGAAACUGGGCCAGCUGAGCCGUAACCUGCUGGAUCUCAAUGCCGGCAAUGUGGUGUUUUAUGUGGGAGGUUAUCCGGACGACUUCAAGCCCCCCACUUCACUCAACUAUGGCAAAUAUAAGGGCUGCAUGGAAUUUUCCACCUUCAACGAGAAAUUCAUCGGCCUGUACAACUUUAAGAAUGCCGUCAAUAUUAACUUAGAAAGCCCUUGCAAGAGACACAUCCCAGUUACAAGCUCACAGUCCAAUUACUUUGAAGGCUCCGGUUAUACCAAAGUUAUGCUGGAGAGGAUCCGAAACUACAUGGUCCUCAUCCAGAAAAUGCAAACUCGAUCUGAGGAUGCUCUUCUGCUGUAUUUAGGAGAUGAGAAUGACGACUUCUUCUACAGUAUCUCUCUGGAGAGAGGCUAUCUUGUCAUGCGCGGUCAAGAACAAAACAAGAUUUUCGAACCCGUCAGAAGUGGGGAGAAAAUAAGCCUUGAUCCCGAAAAAGAAGUCAAAGUCAUCAUCAACUUUUCUACAGACAUUAAAGUCAUAAUAGAUCAAACUGAGACCAAAUCGACAGAGUUCUCUCCUAAAAGGUUCCAGCAUUACUACGUCGGCGGUAUACCCAGCAACUUGCGACAGAGAUACAACAUUAGUGCACCGGCUCUGAAAGGCUGCGUGAACAUCAUCAGUGCUGGUGGUAUCAGUCCAUAUAUUAAAGAAGAGGUGGGCAUCGGCCGAGGCUGCUCUGCGGAGCUUCUGGUGGUCAGAAAUGCUGAAUUCAUCGUUGGCAGCGUGUUACAGAAAGAUGACCAGGACAACAGCCUGCAGGGAGAUUUGAACCUUUCACUCGGCUUCAAGAGUACAAAACCAGAUGGCGUCUUACUGCAGAAACGCAAAGAUAAUGCUAACAUUGAGCUUUCCAUGGAGAAAGGACACGUGCUGCUGAAAUUGCAAGGCAGCAUCUGGAAAUCUAGUCAACAGUAUCAGAAUGGCUCAUGGCAUUAUCUCUCUGUGGUCAGACAGGGUCAAAGUGUUGAACUUCGAGUGGAUGAAGAUGAUGUUGGAGAGAAACUGACAGAAUCUUCAUCUGAAGUUUAUUCUUCUGACAUAGUUCUGGGCAAAGACACUUUCAGCGGAUGCAUCUCCAACGUCUAUCUGAGGAGACCAGAGGCUUUAUUCAGAGCAGAGGAUCUGAGUUCAUACACGGCUACAGGAAUCGUUCACAGGAGCUCAUGCAGUGCCAGAUAAAACAUUUCACUGACGAGACGACAGAAACCUGCAAGGGUUUGACCCGUGUGCAACAACACGCCAUCACUUUAUCUGUAACAUCCUAUUUAAGACAACUCAUUCAACAGCAGUCUGGAGACCAUUACAAAAAUAUCUUAAUGUGGGGUUUGCCAUUUCAAUGUUUCAAAGAAAACUGGCAAUUUACAACUCUAAAAAUGUGUAUUUAUUCAAGAGAAUUUUUUUCGUGUUUGUGCUAUAUUCACACAAAAAAACUUGUAUCAGUUCAAUUUUAAAAAUGUUCCCAAAUAUUCUGUCUGUAAUGUUUGGCAUUAGAAAAAAAGUUUCUUUAUGGCUGUGGAGAAUUACAAACAAUAAAACAUUCAUGAACACA
This is a messenger RNA of Triplophysa dalaica, 4244 nucleotides long. RefSeq names its product laminin subunit alpha-3. Bases 14 to 3874 code for a protein of 1286 amino acids. Gene Ontology annotation, biological process: regulation of embryonic development; cell adhesion; axon guidance. The record is from RefSeq and is a predicted model, not a curated record. Gene Ontology annotation, cellular component: basement membrane. NCBI's taxonomy places the organism in Eukaryota, Metazoa, Chordata, Actinopteri, Cypriniformes, Nemacheilidae. The transcript has 30 exons. Gene Ontology annotation, molecular function: signaling receptor binding; extracellular matrix structural constituent.